Hyaloscypha bicolor E is the source of this 702-nucleotide messenger RNA. RefSeq lists its product as uncharacterized. Lineage: Eukaryota; Fungi; Ascomycota; Leotiomycetes; Helotiales; Hyaloscyphaceae. The annotation marks the transcript as partial. The transcript has a single exon. The record is from RefSeq and is a predicted model, not a curated record.
AUGCGUCUUUUGGAACUCAACAACCACGGCGAAGUCAGCCUAACCAAAGAUCUUAUCAACAACAUUCCUCCCUACGCGAUACUUUCACAUACUUGGGGGGAGGAUAAUGAAGAGGUUACCUUUCAAGACUUGACGCAGGGUGUUGGGAAGAGCAAGGCUGGCUAUGGAAAGAUCCGGUUCUGUAGGGAACAAGCUACUAGAGAUGGCCUUCAGCACGUCUGGAUUGACACUUGUUGUAUCGACAAAUCGAAUUCCACCGAACUCUCGGAGGCUCUCAACUCCAUGUUCCGCUGGUACUGUGACGCGGCUCAGUGCUAUGUGUACUUGUCAGACGUUUCGGCGCGCGGCUCCGGAUGGGAAUCAGCUUUUCGGAAGAGCAGAUGGUUUACUCGAGGCUGGACCCUUCAAGAGCUUCUCGCUCCAAGAUCGGUCGAGUUCUUCUCGGGAGAGGGCGAACGACUGGGCGAUAAGAAUUCCCUCGACCAACAAGUCCGCGAGAUAACGGGGAUCCCUAUCGAUGCUCUCCAAGGAAAAUCUCUAUCUUCUUUCUCCGUUCCUGCGCGGCUUUCGUGGGCAAAGAAACGAGAAACUAGGCGCCAAGAAGACAAGGCAUAUUCUCUAAUGGGCAUCUUCGGCAUUCACAUGUCGCCUAUCUAUGGCGAGGGGGAGGCUGAGGCCUUCGAACGGCUCCACUGCGAGAUC